This is a messenger RNA of Manis javanica (Malayan pangolin), 3096 nucleotides long. Lineage: Eukaryota; Metazoa; Chordata; Mammalia; Pholidota; Manidae. The record is from RefSeq and is a predicted model, not a curated record.
AUGGACACAAGUUCUGCCAGUGAGGCUGAAGCAACUGAGAAUCCGGGAACCAGGACCUUGGCUGGAGGGGGGGACCUGAGGCUGGGCAAGCUUCAGGUGCCUAGAGAGGCUGACGAAGGAGGCAGGGCCACCUCCGGGUGCCCAAGGAAAGGAAAGUGGCACCCCACUUCACCUGAGAGCCCGCUUCUGGACUGCAGCCCCGGGAAGGUGUUGAGCAGCGCCAGCUCCCGGAGCAAGCACUACCUGACACAGCAGGAACGGACACAUGUUUGUGGAAUCUGCAGCAAGGCCUUGAAGAGCCACAACCAACUGACUGGGCACAUGCUCCCCCAACAGAAGACCAAGCCCUUUGUGUGCAUUGAGCAGGGCUGCAGCAUGAGUUGCUGUGAUGACUGCUCCCUGCAAUGGCACUACGAGGUUGAGCAUGUCUUGUGCAUCCUGAAGGAGGCCCCCCCCGAGCAAGAAGCCUUUGGGGAGUCCUCUCCUGCCCACGAGGUUGCCGGCCAGCAUGCUGCGGAUGGCCUGUGGUCCCUGGUGCCUCCAGAAGCCAGGUCCCCAGGCUCCCUUUUGCCCAACCAAGACCCCCUGUGCUCUGCUGUGAGCAGCAUGGUCUACCAGGAGAUCUCUUCUCCUGGCCCAGUCCUGGCCGGGCCCUCAGAUGAUGGGGAAGGGAAAAACACAGCCUGUCCCUGCCCACCCUCACUGGGGCCCUACCCCUACCCAGUGGCCCCAGGGACCCUGGGCACUGAUGUUCCUGAGGAGUGUCACCCGCUAUGGAAGGAGCCCGCCCCUUGGUUCACAGCCACUCACUCCAGUGUAGCAGAGGAUGGUGGUCCUGACACAGCUGAGUUGGAGCGUCCGCCCCAGCUACCGCCCACCCUGGAGAGCGGGCAGGAGGGUGGGACCCUGCCAGGUGGUCUGCCUCUGUUCCAAGGCCAGGCAGCGCCUGCCAGCGCCCAGACUUCAAACCACAAUUUCCAGUGGCUCCAGAACCUGCCAGGCUGCCCGGAGAGUGAAGGGGACGAUGUGUUUGUCAUCCAGAAUCCCACUUCAGUGUCCCCUCAGGAGGGCUCUGAGUCUGGGCCCAGGCCCAGCAGCACCUCCCUGACGGGGGCGCCCUUGCCCACCGGUGGCCGCAGUCUGAAAGACGCACUGCCACUCCCCCACCCCCACCCCGCACUCCUGAAGGCACCUGGGGAGGCCUCAGGCGGCCCUGGAUAUGCCGGUGAGGAAGGGGACUCCAGGACUUCCAAGAAGAGCGAUUCUGACAGCGACUCCUGCUCACGGCAGCACAGGGAGGAGCCCGGCCUCCAGGAGACCCUGAAGCGGAGCUGGCUGUCAUCUGAUGCCACGCUGCUCUCCGGGCAGCUGUUCCUGAAGUUGCAGGAGUAUCUGGUGAGUCAAGAGCAUAUGCAGGUGUUCCAGAUGAUCGCCAAGACCCAGCGGAUCAUCUCUGGCCCCUGGGUGGCUGUGGCCUCCUCCCAGCAUGCUGUGCCUGAGGGCAAGCAAGCUGUGCUGAAGCCACUGCAGGGGCCACAGCCACACCAGGCCCCACCACUGGCACCCACAGUUGACCCUUUCCAUCCUGACGCUGCAAACCCAGAGGCAGAGGGAUCCCCGCUGCACAAGAGAAAAACCAUGCCUGCCUGCCCCAUGGAGGCCUUGCCCAGCAGCAAUAGAUGGGACAUGAAGGGAGGACCAAAAGUGGCCCCUGCACCAUGGCAACGCCCCAGGGACCCAGACAUCCCCUCUCUGGCCAAGCAGCUGAGAUCCACGAAAGGGCCCUUAGACCUGGGGGACAUCCUCCCCACAGGGGGCCCACGGCCGACCCAGCUAGGUGGGGACGUCCCUGCUGGACAAAAUGGAGGCCCUGCAGACUGGGCAGAGCCAAGGAGCACAUAUGUCUGCAAGAACUGCAGCCAGAUGUUUCAUACAGAGGAAGGGCUGACCAGCCAUAUGUGUUUGCCCAAUGACCAGUGGCUGUCACCUCGAGGAAACCAGGACCAGCAGGGACAGGACGGAGACCAGGAGGAGAGAGAUGGGAAGGAGACCAGCCAGCCCAGAAAGCGGAGAAAGUGCCCACGGCCCAAGGCACCGUUCCUGCCUCCUGCCCCUUCUGCCUCUGGGGGGCCGGGCCCUGAAGAAGGCCACGAGAGCUGCCUGCAGUCUCCGGUGCUCCUGGUGGACCACUCCCUGCAGGGACUGUGCCCGCGCUCUCCCGAUACACUGCCCCCGGUGCUCAGCCCCAUAUGGGAGGAGUCUGAGCUGGAUUCCAGCACUCUCUGUUCCAUGUCCACUCAGGCUGGUCCUGACGAACUCAUCAGCACUGAGCUUGUGACUGAGCUCUGCAACUUGGCCUGCUCCAGCACGAUGCCAGGAGGGGGCACUAACCUGGAGCUUGCUCUGCACUGCCUGCACGAGGCCCAGGGUGACGUCCCGGUGGCCCUAGAGACCCUGAUACACGGAGGACCCCAGAAGCCGCCAACUCACCCGCUGGCUGACUACCACUACGCAGGUUCAGACGUCUGGACCCCCACAGAGAAUAAGCUGUUUAAUAAGGUAUUCCAGGCUCAUAAGAACAACUUUUCCUUGAUACACACGAUGGUCCGGACAAAGACUGUGGCCCAGUGUGUAGAAUAUUACUAGACCUGGAAAAAGAGGGUCAGGUUUACUACCUCUUCUUGGGCCCCAGGACUGAAAAAGAGGGUCAAAAGAAAGCUGGAUGAGGCAGACACAACAGAAACAAAGGCCACUUGCAGCCCUAAGAAGAGACACAACCACCAUCCAACCCCUGAGUUGAAGACAGAGAUGGAGAGUUGCAGGGGACAAUCUGUCGUCACCGCCAGCCCAAAUGUUGCUCCCAAGCAGACCCCUGAGCCUCCAGGGCACAUCCAGGGCCAAGGCACUCCCUGUGGGGAGUGUGAGAGGGUGUUUGACAAGAUGUGGACUUGCUAUGCCCACAUGAAGCGGCACCGGCUUUAGGACCCCGUGGAAACAACUGUCGGGGAGGAGAGGCCAGCGAAGGCCUUUAAGGUGGAAGAGGAGGAGGAGGAGGAAGGGGAGAUGGGGGCUGACAUGGGCCUCUUGCAGGGAUGA